AUGAUGGAGGAAGCUUGGGAAAGGAACGUGGCUAGUGGUUUUGUGCCAGUUAGAACGAUUAGCGACUCUUUGAAGGAGCUGGAAGGAUUUAUCACAUCGAUUCAUUCUGCUGCUGAGGGCAAUGCAGGAUUGCCACAAAGAUCACCGGAUGAAUACAGUGGUGGAGAUAACAACUACACAACCCAGGUGGCUCCCUUGAGACAAGCAGAUUAUCAAUAUUUUGAUGAGAUGUCUGAAUAUCAACAUGUGUCGCCAAACGCGAUUAAUACCUAUACUGGUCGAGUUUCUAUGGCUUUGAAACAGAAAGGUCGUAAACCAUUGGCGAAGAAGACCUCGGCAAUUAUACCUCCGUGGAUAGAUGUACCUGAGCAUUCGAGGUUCUUUGUGAUCAAAUCUUCGAGUCUGGAGAACGUAAAGAAAUCCUUUUACAAUGGAAUAUGGUCUUCCACAUAUUUCGGGAACAAGAGACUAUCGGAAGCAUAUUUUAAUUUACCCAAGGGCUCAAAGAUCUUCCUGUUCUUUUCUGUGAACGCUUCAGGUCGUUUCUGCGGAGUUGCAGAGAUGAUUUCUGGGCUUGAGUCUGGACUUGAUACUAGUAUAUGGGGGAACAACGAAAAAUACGAUACAGCAUUCAAAGUCAGAUGGAUUGUGGUUCGAGAUGUGCAAAACCGUUUGCUGAAGCAGUUUUUGAUCCCAUCGAAUGACAUGAAGCCCGUGACAAACUCUCGAGACACGCAGGAGAUCCCACCAGCGAUUUGCAAGUCUAUCUUAAAACUGUUUAAGUAUGAUCAGACCAAUGUACAGUCCUUCCUGGACCAUGGUUACACUUGA
This is a messenger RNA of Torulaspora delbrueckii, 831 nucleotides long. RefSeq names its product mRNA-binding phosphate metabolism regulator (gene PHO92). The record is from RefSeq and is a predicted model, not a curated record. Gene Ontology annotation, cellular component: cytoplasm. Gene Ontology annotation, molecular function: N6-methyladenosine-containing RNA reader activity; mRNA binding. The transcript has a single exon. Gene Ontology annotation, biological process: mRNA destabilization. Lineage: Eukaryota; Fungi; Ascomycota; Saccharomycetes; Saccharomycetales; Saccharomycetaceae. The coding region runs from base 1 to 831 and encodes 276 amino acids.